ACGACGUCGUCUAAUAACCAAUAACAGUCAACCGGCAAAAACCCUUGAAACUCCUCCGUGUUGUUGUUUCUCGAGAGGAACUUGAGAGAGGGAGGAUGGAGAUAGAGAGCUACGUGGUGGUGCAUAAUAUAGCGAAGAGGCACAACGUCGGCACACUCGCAAGGAGUGCGACGGCGUUCGGAGUGACCGAGCUCAUACUAGUUGGCCGCAGAGACUUCAACGCAUUCGGCUGCCACGGCUCCACCUCCCACGUCCGCUUCCGCCACUUCCAUUCCCUCAACGACGCCCGCCUCUUCCUCAAGGAGAAGAAUUGCGACAUUUGCGGUGUUGAAAUUACUGAUGGUGCUUUGCCUGUUAACGACCAUCCCUUCAAGAGGAGCACUGCGUUCCUCCUUGGCAAUGAGGGCACUGGACUUUCUGCUAAAGAAUGUGAGAUAUGCGAUUUUUUUGUUUAUAUCCCUCAGUAUGGCUCCGGCACUGCUUCGUUGAAUGUUACUGUUGCGGCUUCUAUUGUACUCCAUCACUUCGGAGUCUGGGCAGGCUUCUCCGAGAGGACGCGUGAUGGAAACAAGUUUAUUGUGGCUGAGAGACCCGUGAAACAAGGGCGACGUAAUUAUUGUGCGGAGACAUCCGAUUCUGUCAUUGAGGAGAGGAAAUUAAAAAAAGAAAACGGUUCCAAUGCUUUCUUUGAUGAGAGCAAGAGUGGUGAAUCAUCUUCUAAUAUGCUGGAUGUGUUAUUUGGUGGUGAUUGAAUCAAAACAAGAUGUAGUUUCUCCUUGACUGACACAAAACUUUGGCUCUGUGGACAUGGGUUUGCAUUCACCUACGACUGUGAAGACGACUGUGAUGAGGUCAGACAUAACGGUUUGUUACUCAUGAGUUAAUCAUUAGGCAGUUACUGGAACUACUAAGGACCUUAGGUGGAAUUGCAUCAGUCUUGUUGGUAUGCAAGUGUACGGGGGAAAGCCAGGAGGAUUAGGUGAUGUUGUAACCUUAUUUUUUGUUUUGGGUAACUGAAUCCAUUGAUAAUUUAUCCUAUUCCUAUUCAAAUCUGAAAGCAAAUUCGAGCUUUGAGCCUA
Messenger RNA from Tripterygium wilfordii, 1079 nucleotides. RefSeq lists its product as uncharacterized. The transcript is spliced from 4 exons. NCBI's taxonomy places the organism in Eukaryota, Viridiplantae, Streptophyta, Magnoliopsida, Celastrales, Celastraceae. The record is from RefSeq and is a predicted model, not a curated record. Gene Ontology annotation, biological process: RNA processing. Gene Ontology annotation, molecular function: RNA binding; RNA methyltransferase activity. The coding region runs from base 96 to 752 and encodes 218 amino acids.